Daphnia pulex (common water flea) is the source of this 5221-nucleotide messenger RNA. It is a transcript of the gene Shal, whose product is annotated as potassium voltage-gated channel protein Shal-like. Gene Ontology annotation, cellular component: membrane; voltage-gated potassium channel complex. The record is from RefSeq and is a predicted model, not a curated record. The transcript is spliced from 10 exons. Lineage: Eukaryota; Metazoa; Arthropoda; Branchiopoda; Diplostraca; Daphniidae. Gene Ontology annotation, biological process: protein homooligomerization; potassium ion transmembrane transport. Gene Ontology annotation, molecular function: A-type (transient outward) potassium channel activity; protein binding. The coding region runs from base 1704 to 3884 and encodes 726 amino acids.
AAAACCCGAAACCAGAGCCAGCAGGCGGACGGACGGGCAGCAGCAGCAGAAGCAGGAGCAGCAGCGGUGGAGUAUAAGCUCGACAGGGCCAGGGCAUUUUCGAAUCAGUUGGCUGCACGACGCCCUGCUCGAUGGCAACAAUCUCAGGCACCGUCUCCGUCGACGCCUGAUCCACUCACUGCUGGUCCAGCAGUCGGCCGUGAGACAGCAAUUCACUUCUUCUUGUGCCGGGUGCCGCAAAAGACAAACAAACGCGUGUGUGUGUGUCUGUGUGUGUGUGUUUGAUCCAGCAUCCAGCAGACGCUCGGGCAGAGAGAGAGAGAGAGAAACAACUUGUUCCGCUCGGCUACCAGAUAAACUCACGACUACAAAAGUGUGGUGGCUUUUUUUCCUUUUCUCUCUCCAGUGACUUUUGGCAGGGCCGUUUCAAUCGGGAUGCAGCCCGGUCCCCAGUCGCCGACGCACAGGCUCCAACAAGCAAAGGCGUGAGAAGUGGGACCGCGUGCAAACAAGACAAGACAAGACGACCAGCGCCCAAGAGCAACCGCAAGACGGGCAAACAAUGAAUAAGAAGGAGGAUCGAAAGCCCAUCAUCUCGCUGGAUCCGUUGGGGAUCCUCGUCAUUUUAUUGUAGGGGCAGCCGGGAAUAAAGAGGAAAACAACAGGAAAAAUCACCCCAGAAAAAAGAAGAAGAAAAGAAGGAGGGGCCCUUGCUUGCCUGCUUCUUCCGGAUAUUGCCAAUAAAGCGGGACGCAUCCGUUACCACUUCUUCCGGUUGGGUUAGCCGCAACCGAGCGCAGCCGGGCGAGGACCGCUGCGGCCAAACACAACACAACCGACGGCAGCACAGCAACACCACCAACCACCAAGAAGAAAGAAGAAAGAAAGAAAAGUGACAAACCUCAAUGUAGUGUACAGCAGUUAUUCUUUUGUCAAUCCAUCCGCUUCCACAAGCAAUUCACCGCGCCAGGAAUCUUGACCAACCUCCCAAUUUAAUCCAUUUAAUAAAAAGAAGAAAAUUCUAUAGGAGACUUGUCGACUUGCCUUCCGAAUUCUUUUGCCCGCAAAACAUUCGUGCACGACACACACAUCAACGGAGGAAAGAGCCAACCAAGAAGGAAGCGAAAAACGGAGAAGAUGAUGACGAUGAUGACAUUGGGCCAAUCCAAUCGAGCCACGUAUAACCACUUGUGACGAGAUCUUUUGUGAUUUUGCAAAAAGGAAACGCCGGAAUCAUUUCUCGCCGAUCUGAUUGGGCCAUUACUUUUUGUUGUGUGUGUAUUUGUGUUUGUGUGUGUGUGUGUGCGCCAGCGGCGGUGUUUGGUUCUCCCGGUGUUGUUGGUGUGUCGGCGUGUGUCGUGGAUGUGCGUCAGUGCCGCCGUGUCUGUGCGGGACGGAAGGAAGCCGAGCCGUCAGGAGCGGAUGCGUCUGCAUCUCUCGACGCGUCUGCAUCGUCGGCGGUGGUGGCUACACCAAGACGGGACGACGAAGACGAGCAGCUGGACCUGAAGAUUUGUCCCCCUGCUGUACGUAGAUCGGCGUCGACGACAAAGAGUCGAUAACUUUUGGGCGACUUUGGCGAAUCGAAUCGGUUGGAGUGGAGAGUCGAGCGAGGCGCCAGUCGUCGCAUUGGUCGAAUCAAAAUUGCGCCUCACAGCAGUGGUGAUCUUAGCGUGGCAAACGGUGGUGGUGCUGCUGGCAAUAUGGCGUCGGUGGCCGCCUGGUUGCCCUUCGCCCGAGCGGCAGCCAUCGGAUGGGUGCCUAUAGCCAACAAUCCUUUGCCUCCGCCGCCCAUCGCCAAGGAGCGGCGCAGGCCGGACGACGAGAAACUCAUCGUCAACGUCUCAGGACGGCGGUUCGAGACGUGGCGAAACACGCUGGAAAAAUACCCGGACACGCUGCUGGGCUCCAACGAGCGUGAAUUCUUCUACGACGAAGAGACGAAAGAGUACUUCUUCGACCGCGACCCGGACAUCUUCCGGCACAUCCUCAACUACUACCGGACGGGCAAACUGCACUACCCGAAGCACGAGUGCCUGACCAGCUACGACGAGGAGCUGGCCUUCUUCGGCAUCGUGCCGGACGUCAUCGGCGACUGCUGCUACGAGGACUACCGCGACCGCAAGCGGGAGAACGCCGAGCGCAUCAUGGACGACAAGCUGAGCGAGAACAACGAACAGAAUUCGCAAGCGGCCCAGGACCUGCGCAACACCCGCGAGAAAAUGUGGCGGGCCUUUGAGAACCCGCACACGUCGACGGCGGCCCUCGUCUUCUAUUACGUCACCGGCUUCUUCAUCGCCGUCAGCGUCAUGGCCAACGUCGUCGAGACGGUGCCGUGCACCCUGGGCAUGGCCAUGCCACUGGCCGCCGAUGGCCGGCUCUUGUCCAAGAACAGCGAAUCCAUUCCAUGCGGCGAGAGAUACAAAAUCAUCUUCUUCUGCCUAGACACGGCCUGCGUCAUGAUCUUCACUGCUGAAUACUUGCUCAGAUUAUUCGCCGCUCCCGACCGGUGCAAGUUCAUGCGCUCGGUCAUGUCCAUCAUCGACGUGGUGGCCAUUUUGCCCUACUACAUUGGCCUGGGCAUCUCCACUGAAAACGACGAUGUCUCAGGAGCGUUUGUGACGUUGCGAGUCUUCCGCGUCUUCCGCAUUUUCAAAUUUUCGCGGCAUUCGCAAGGCCUCCGCAUCCUGGGCUACACGCUCAAGAGCUGCGCCUCCGAGCUGGGCUUCCUCGUCUUCUCGCUGGCCAUGGCCAUCAUCAUCUUCGCCACUGUCAUGUUCUACGCAGAGAAGAACGUCGACGGAACCAAUUUCACCUCCAUUCCGGCCGCUUUCUGGUACACCAUCGUCACCAUGACAACUCUCGGGUACGGCGACAUGGUUCCCAAAACGAUAGCCGGCAAAGUGGUGGGCGGCGUCUGCUCGCUGAGCGGAGUGCUCGUCAUUGCCCUGCCCGUUCCCGUCAUCGUCUCCAACUUCAGUCGAAUUUACCACCAAAAUCAGCGGGCCGAUAAGCGCAAGGCUCAAAAGAAAGCGCGACUGGCUCGCAUCCGGCUGGCCAAAGCCACUUCGGGCGCCGCCUUCCUGUCCAAGAAACGGGCAGUCGAGUCGCGUCUCCUGGCCCAAGAGUCCGGACUGGGUCUCGACGGCGAAAACGGGGCCGGAGGCGCCGACGAUCAGCAUUGGCUACGAGAGGAGGACAUAUUCGAAUUACAGCAUCAUCAUCUGCUACGCUGCCUCGAGAAAGCCACGGAUCGUGAAUUCAUCGAACUGGAAAAUCCGUUCAACGGUCAACCGCAAUCGAUGCAAAGGUCGGGCGGAUCGCGGUCGACGUCGCCGACCGGAGGCCAGGGUUCUCUGGUGUCGCCGGCGGGCAACGUGCGGAAUAAGCCACAAGGAGGAGGAGGAGGACGGUCAUCCGCCUCUUCGCCAUUGUCGCCCGAUCGGCUCUCACAACAACAACAACAACAUUCGGCCAUGUGCCCUUGCUGUUCGUGCUGGACCUGCCUGCCACUUCACCAGCGGUCGUCGAGCACCUCUCCCGUGGCGUCGCCACCGCCCGUCCUCGGGCCCAGCGGUGGCGUUGCUCACCUGGCGAUGGACGACGUGCUGAUGGGAGCGUCAAUUGGCUCGGACGGGCCCAUCAGUCAAGGAUUCGCUCCGUCCAGCAGCAGCGGCAACGUGGCCAUUCGACGGAGGCACAACGAAACUUCGUCGUCCUCGUCCUCGUCGUCGUCGCCCAUGAUGCAACAACAGGCGGGUGGUGGUGGAGGAGGAGAAGGGCCGCUGGAAUUCCAAAUUGGCGGCGGAGGAGGUGGCGGCCAGCAGCAGCAGCAACCACCGGUAGAAACUCGGCAAACCAUUCUCCACAUCUCCGCCCUGUAAAAAAAAAGCGACAAGAUAAACCCAAAAAUUUCACGUUUUUAUUUAGGAAAAACAAAAACAAAUUGUGUCAAAAAAUUGAAAUUUACAACAAAAAAAAGUUGCGUCAUUUUUUUAGGUGAACAAUUAUCCCGUCAUGUGCCCUGUUUCUUAUACAUCAAUCCUUUUGAGCUCCCCAUUUUUUGGAAUGCCCCCUCAGUCAUAUUGAUGACCGUGUUGUUUUCGUCGUUUUAUAUCAAAAUGUUGAUUCAAUUCAGAACCGUCAAUGGACGGACAAGUGUACCCACCGCCCCGAAAUUUCUUUCCUGAUAAUUCUCGACCUCUCAGUGGCAUCCAACUUUGUUUCCCUCUUGUGUCCGUCGAUGAAUGUUUCGCGCACUUGUACGACGUCGCCCAACCCCAGUGAGGGCGAAAAGGCAUUUUCACAUUUUGUUUUAUUUUAUUUUUCAGACAAGACACGCGUCAUUUUUUUGUUUCAUUUUCCCGUGAAACGAAGUUGGCAGAACGUGAAAAACAACAGCAACAAAACAAUCAAGAAUUGAGAGAGAGAGAAGGAGAGAGAAGGAGGGAGGUGUGCGUUUGACAGAGACGAGCGAACCACACGCGUGUCCUUCGUUGCCGAUAUUUAUUUUUUGUUUUUCCUCACGUCUCGUCAAUUCCUCCAGACGCCUCCCGUCUCCAUCCAGACGGUGAGAUUUGAUCACGUCCUCCUUUGAAGGCGAUUCGACUCUUCUUCUUCUUCCUCUUUUCUGACUUCCCGUACGAGUGCGAUGAGUUGCGUCAAAGGCCCAAACUUCCAACCCCUGGCGCUUCCACGGCGAAACGAGACACAUUUUGUUUGUUGAUUGUCAAUCGAAAGAAUUCGGGCCAUGUCAAACGUUGUUGUUGUUGUUUUUUUUCUUGUUAUUAUUGUGCCCGUUCUCUUUCCAACAGAUCCGGCCGCUGUUACACACGCACACGCACAAAGACACAUUGAAAAGAAGAAUUAUAAAAUGGAGUUGCGCUUCCCCAUCCAAAUGGCGAAUCAAGACGGAUCGGCCAGCCGACACGCGCAAUCCAUUUAUUCAUUUGUUAUCCGUUAGCUGCUUAUUUAUUUUUUGGCACUUUCAAUUCUCACAUGGCGUGCGUGUCCUCGGGAAAAGAAUAGGAGACAACAACAACAAAAAAACACGCAGAUUCAAAUUAUUUUUAUUAUUUUUUUAAUCAACCAAACUGUAUAUGGGAAGAAAUAAGAAAGGAGGUCGACAUAUCUGCACGCGCCAGGCCGUCACACACGAAUUUGCAUGGCUGUGCAUUGAGCGGAACGUUGGACGAAAAAAAGAAAAGUUUGAAUUUCAAAA